Molecule: messenger RNA, 2285 nt
Organism: Echinops telfairi (small Madagascar hedgehog)
Lineage: Eukaryota; Metazoa; Chordata; Mammalia; Afrosoricida; Tenrecidae
Gene: FOXP2
Product: forkhead box P2
Exons: 17
Coding region: 39-2057 (672 amino acids)
Biological process (GO): regulation of transcription by RNA polymerase II
Cellular component (GO): nucleus
Molecular function (GO): DNA-binding transcription repressor activity, RNA polymerase II-specific; RNA polymerase II cis-regulatory region sequence-specific DNA binding
Source: RefSeq, a predicted model, not a curated record
UGACCAGUUUGACAUUCUUCACCUUCAGGUAUUAAGUCAUGAUGCAGGAAUCUGCGACAGAGACAAUAAGCAACAGUUCAAUGAAUCAAAAUGGAAUGAGCACUCUAAGCAGCCAAUUAGAUGCUGGCAGCAGAGAUGGAAGAUCAAGUGGUGACACGAGCUCUGAAGUGAGCACAGUAGAACUGCUGCAUCUGCAACAACAGCAGGCUCUCCAGGCUGCCAGACAACUUCUCUUACAGCAGCAAACAGGUGGCUUGAAGUCUCCUAAGAGCAGUGAGAAGCAGAGACCACUGCAGGAAUUGCUUCCAGAAACAAAACUAUGUGUCUGUGGCCUCUCUUCUGGUGAUGGGCAUCCUCACAACCCAUUUGCAGUGCCUGUGUCGGUGGCCAUGAUGACUCCCCAGGUGAUCACCCCUCAGCAAAUGCAGCAGAUCCUUCAGCAGCAAGUCCUGUCUCCUCAGCAGCUGCAAGCCCUUCUCCAGCAGCAGCAGGCAGUCAUGCUGCAGCAGCAGCAGCAGCAGCAACAGCAGCAGCAGUUGGCAGCUCAGCAGCUUGUCUUCCAGCAGCAGCUUCUCCAGAUGCAACAACUCCAGCAGCAGCAGCAUCUGCUCAGCCUGCAGCGUCAGGGACUCAUCUCCAUCCCACCUGGCCAGGCGGCUCUUCCUGUCCAGUCGCUGCCUCAAGCUGGUCUAAGUCCGGCUGAGAUCCAACAGCUGUGGAAAGAAGUGGCUGGAGUCCACAGUGUGGAAGACAGUGGCAGUAAACACGGAGGGCUGGACCUCACUACUAACAAUUCCUCCUCGACUACCUCCUCCACCACUUCCAAAGCUUCGCCACCAAUAACGCAUCAUUCGAUAGUGAAUGGACAGUCUUCAGUUCUAAAUGCAAGACGAGACAGCUCAUCACAUGAGGAGCCCGGAGCGUCUCACACGCUCUAUGGCCAUGGCGUCUGCAAAUGGCCAGGCUGUGAAAGCAUUUGUGAAGACUUUGGACAGUUUUUAAAGCACCUUAACAAUGAGCAUGCGUUGGACGACAGAAGCACUGCCCAGUGUCGAGUGCAAAUGCAGGUGGUUCAGCAGUUAGAAAUACAGCUUUCUAAAGAACGCGAGCGUCUUCAAGCAAUGAUGACCCACUUGCACAUGCGACCCUCAGAGCCCAAACCAUCUCCCAAACCUCUAAAUCUGGUGUCUAGUGUCACCAUGUCGAAGAACAUGUUGGAGACCUCCCCACAGAGCUUACCUCAAACCCCUACCACACCAACGGCCCCAGUCACCCCGAUUACCCAGGGACCCUCAGUAAUCACCCCAGCCAGUGUGCCCAAUGUGGGAGCCAUACGAAGGCGACAUUCAGACAAAUACAACAUUCCCAUGUCAUCAGAAAUUGCCCCGAACUACGAAUUUUAUAAGAAUGCAGACGUCAGACCUCCAUUUACUUAUGCAACUCUCAUCAGGCAGGCCAUCAUGGAGUCAUCUGACAGGCAGUUAACACUUAAUGAAAUUUACAGCUGGUUUACGCGGACGUUUGCUUACUUCAGGCGCAACGCAGCAACCUGGAAGAAUGCAGUCCGUCAUAAUCUGAGCCUGCACAAAUGUUUUGUGCGAGUAGAAAACGUGAAAGGAGCCGUGUGGACCGUGGAUGAAGUCGAAUACCAGAAGCGAAGGUCACAAAAGAUAACGGGAAGCCCAACCUUAGUCAAAAAUAUACCUACAAGUUUAGGCUAUGGAGCUGCUCUUAAUGCCAGUUUGCAGGCGGCCUUGGCGGAGAGCAGCUUACCUUUGCUAAGUAACCCCGGACUGAUCAAUAAUGCCUCCAGUGGCCUGCUGCAGGCUGUCCACGAAGACCUGAACGGUUCCCUGGAUCACAUGCACAGCAACGGGAACAGCAGUCCGGGCGGUUCUCCUCAGCCGCACAUACACUCAAUCCACGUCAAGGAAGAGCCUGGGAUUGCGGAGGAUGAAGACUGCCCAAUGUCCUUAGUGACCACAGCGAACCACAGUCCAGAGUUAGAAGACGAUAGAGAGAUUGAAGAAGAGCCUUUAUCCGAAGACCUGGAAUGAAAACUGACUCGUGAAACCUCAGAAUGAAGGGACAUAUCACUGACCUUCAUGACCACUCCACAACCAUGAAUAUUUGACAACUUUUUACUGUGACUAUUUAUUAAGCAUGGAUCACGGAGACAGCCCUAAAGGAACUUACCAAGCCAGCCCUUUGGGAUCCAGUACCAACAGGCAAAUUGCUUGUUUUUUCUCUCUCUCUAUCUCCCUAUUACUCUCUCUCCCCUUUCC